GCAAAAGAGAGCGCGCACGACAGAGAAAACCCUCAGUUCACCCGAUGUUAGGUAGGGGAGGCGGGUCGCCCUCUGCCGCUCCGUCUCCUCACCUGUAUGGAUGACCACUAUAACCUCAUCGACUCGCCCUCAGCCAGCCACAGAGGGACCAACGCCGACAACCACGGGUACGCGGAGACGGAGAAGGACAUCAUGACAGUUGUGGCGUGCGAUAACAUGCUGGAGGAAACCGCGGCGCUGCCCAGUCACCUGUCGCUGGAUCGAUACGAGCCGGACCACGAGUGCUGCGAGCGAGUGGUCAUCAACAUCUCCGGACUGCGCUUCGAGACGCAGCUGAAAACUUUCAACCAGUUCCCGGACACGCUGCUCGGGGACCCGAAGAAAAGGAUGCGCUACUUUGACCCGCUCAGAAACGAGUAUUUCUUUGACAGGAACCGACCGAGCUUCGAUGCCAUCCUCUACUACUAUCAAUCCGGCGGGCGCAUUCGGAGACCCGUCAACGUUCCCAUUGACAUCUUCUCCGAGGAGAUUCGCUUUUAUCAACUUGGUGAGGAAGCCAUGGAGAAAUUUCGCGAGGAUGAGGGCUUUAUCAAAGAGGAAGAGCGACCGCUGCCAAACCACGAAUUUCAGAGACAGGUCUGGCUUUUGUUUGAGUACCCAGAGAGCUCUGGUCCUGCCAGAGGCAUUGCUAUUGUGUCUGUUUUGGUCAUUUUGAUUUCCAUUGUUAUCUUCUGUUUGGAAACCCUGCCUGAGUUUAGGGACGACAAGGACCCGACUACCGCCUCGCCUAUUGCGAAUGGCACUGGCCCCUUUGUGUCCAGCACUUUCACAGACCCUUUCUUUGUGAUCGAGACCCUUUGCAUCAUCUGGUUCUCUUUCGAACUGCUCGUGCGCUUCUUCGCGUGCCCCAGCAAGGCUACCUUUUCCAAAAACAUCAUGAAUAUCAUUGACAUCGUGGCUAUCAUUCCUUACUUUAUCACUCUGGGGACGGAGCUGGCCGAGAGGCAAGGCAACGGCCAACAAGCCAUGUCGCUGGCCAUCCUCCGCGUGAUCCGUCUGGUGAGGGUCUUUCGCAUCUUCAAGCUCUCGCGCCACUCCAAAGGCCUCCAGAUUCUCGGCCAGACCCUAAAAGCCAGCAUGCGGGAGCUGGGACUCCUCAUCUUCUUCCUCUUCAUCGGGGUCAUCUUGUUUUCCAGCGCCGUCUACUUCGCUGAGGCCGACGACCCUACCUCGAGUUUCAGCAGCAUCCCUGAUGCUUUUUGGUGGGCUGUGGUUACCAUGACUACAGUCGGCUAUGGAGACAUGCAUCCAGUAACCAUCGGAGGCAAAAUUGUGGGCUCUUUGUGCGCCAUCGCUGGCGUAUUGACCAUUGCGCUGCCCGUGCCUGUCAUCGUGUCCAAUUUCAAUUACUUUUAUCACCGGGAGACUGACGGGGAAGAGCACGCACAAUACCUCCACGUUGGCAGCUGUCAGCAUCUCAACUCCACAGAAGAUCUGAAACGGACACAGAGCACGUCCUCCCUCAGUAAAUCGGAAUAUAUGGUCAUAGAGGAAGGAAUAAAUAGUGCUUUCAAACAGCCAAACUACUCCAACCAGAACAAUCAAAACUGCGUGAAUAUUAAAAAGAUUUUCACAGACGUGUAAAUCAUGUACAGUGCCAGACAGUCUUACAAUACUCACCAUGAUGGCACCGGUGCGAACGCGAGGUGCUGCGUUAUUAGGGUACAACAGGGCUAAAAGCCUCCGUUUGAGGGAAAAUGUGAAUUUUUGUUUAGGUCCCAAAGUAGUUGAAAAGAUAUUUAUUUUUGCUGAUGAUAGAUGGAGAUACAUAUAAUUUGUAUAAAGGAAAUGCUAAAAGUUUUGGUUAAAAAAUAAAUAUAAAGGCAGCUAGAAAAAAGAGUUUGUCACCAUAUGCAAAUACUUUUGAUAUUUUUAGAGUAACAUUUAAAUACUUUAGCAAAUGCUGUAGCUAUUUUCAGUUUAUUUACUCACUUUCAUGGAGCUACAGUGCAGUCAGAUUUCAUAUUGUGACUAUAGAAGUUAAUAUAAAUCCACAUUGCAUAUACAUAGUUAAAUUUAUUCCCUCCUAAUUACAGAAAACAUACAGUUAGUUGCUCUAAAGGCAGUCUGCGUCAUCAUACUUUACCAACUUAACUAUAUUUUUGGCUAUUCAACAGGUACUGAAAAUUACAGACUAAAUCCCUUUCAGAAUUCAGAUUGUAAUGAUUUCUAUUAGCUACAUACAUCUGAGAAAAGCAUUUUGAAAAGCAUCUGAAGAAGAAACUUCAAAAUCAGUCUUUUGUCAUUGCACACCUCAUGAAUCAUGACAGUUCAGCAGUGCACAGAGACAAACAGGUGUUUAGGAAAGUACUGUGGUAGUUUUUUUGCUAUUUAGUGUUUUGGGAUUGUGUAAAUCACAAGGGCCUUUUACCCCGGGGGGGCUUUUAGAUCCGCUGUACCCUACAUGGACAAGCCAGCAUAUUACACUAAAGCAGGGCGCUUUUUUUUGGUAGAAAGGUGCCAAACUCCGAUUCACGUGUUGCAUUUGUCUACAGCACACAGGAUAAGUUUCAGGUCAGGGACUAAACAGAUGAAACACCCACACUGCAAAUAUUGUGCUCGUAAGUCUGCGUUUGUUAUCAGUGUUAACAUAUAAUCAUCAUAAUACGUUAGUAUUCGCAAUAUCUUACGUUUUGUGGCAAAAGUGAAACAACCGAAUAUGUGUCGCUGUUAAUGUGAACAAACUGAAGAUAAUGCUGUGUUGACCAUAUGUAUUUUGUUGAAUAUAUGGGCGAUUCUUCAAUUAGGGGAACUUUCGUGUCAUCUAGGAUCAUAUAUAACAUAUCCUACAUUAACAUAGAUUUUUAAUGUGUCUCUUUAAUUGCGUUUCUGUAUUUUAAGUACUGAAAUUUGCCAGAAUCAUCUUCUACCCAGACUUUUAAACUCAUUUUUUAAAAUAAUUUAAAAAUGUAUUGAAAUCAGGGAUAUUUUACAAAAAAAACUUUUUUUAAAUUUAAAUUGCUAUUUAAAAAAAAAAAAAAAUAUUUUAUAACAAAGAAUUACUUGUCCCUAUGGUGUCUUUUUUUUUAAUUAAUUAAUUAAUUAAAAUGUUUCAUGUUAUGAUGAUAGGUGACAGAAUAUCAUUAAUUUUACAUAUUAAGAAGGAAUCAUGACCUUAGAGUAGGUUUAUAUUAGGUAUUUUAUUCUGAAAGAGUCCAUUUCUUGUAUUUUUAUAAACUAUGUUAAUUGGCUCAACUAAUUUAAACUUUUUUCUGGAGGUUAUUAAGGUCAUCUGAUCUUUUUUCCAUGAUAAAUAAUAUAGAUUAACAUAGAUUAAUAGAUUAACAGUUUCCCUAAUUGAAGAAUCACCAAAACAUCUCAGUACAGACUUCAUUUAAACGCAAUGAAUGUGGAAAAAAAGCUAUUCGUUUUGUUAAUAAUGUAAUCGAAACUUUGUGUGUCUAUUGAACCUGACUUGCUUGUACCAAAUGAAAUGGGUUAAUACUGAAUGAGAGAAAAUAUAUCUUUAUUUUGUGAUCAAGUUGCUCGGUGUGCGAAAAUGUAGUCAUCUCCAGAUUAUGUAAAACUCAAAUCACGUCUAGCCUAAAAAUAGAGCGUUCACGGUUUCCCUGUAAGUGAGACGUCACAACGGUUCUGAAUUCUGGGAAAAUAAGAGGAAGCAUCUGAAAAGGUGGCUCGGAUCGGGGGGAGAACGCACGUCGGACUCAUCGCCUCCAUGGCAUGGGAGACUACAAGAUCAGAGACUGAAAGACUGAGAGAUCACGCCUUGAGUCCGCCUUGUGAUGCAGUCUCCAUGGCGACUACAGUUUCCUGGGAAACAACCUGGACGUCUGUUCAUUGGAAUUCUGAAGUUUGCUAAUGACGGAUAUUAGGCUAAUAAGACAAACUGAAACUCAUUUGUGACGUACUCCAUAACACUGAAGACAACAGUAUUUUGAAGGCUCCGGGGGAGAUCCACGCAGUGCCUAGGACAGAUGACCAAUAGAAACGGAGGCCGUUAACCUUUCUGCUACCAAAACAGAACUGAAAUCACCUUCAAACAGCACAGAAGAUGCCCGCAUAUCUCUACUGCCACUUCCCAUUUACGUCUGGCUGAAUCACAGUGAACCGCAACACUCUAGAAGUGGCCUUUUUUGGGUACAUUCUGCAGGUUCACUUUUAAUACGAAGAAAGCAAUACGAAGAGAACUGUUGAACUGUUGGACAUGAGAUGAUCAUCUUGGAGACCACUGCCCUCUGCUAUCUGGCAGAUAUUAAUCAAGCUGUUUUCUGGUGUCCAUCAUGUAUUUACAGUUUAGCUGUUGUUGUGCCAGAUGUGAGAACUAUGUGGAAACUAAAUCUUUCUUGCUCUUUGACCAUAUAAAUUGUCGGACAGAUA
This is a messenger RNA of Labeo rohita (rohu), 4398 nucleotides long. It is a transcript of the gene kcna3a, whose product is annotated as potassium voltage-gated channel, shaker-related subfamily, member 3a. Bases 97 to 1644 code for a protein of 515 amino acids. Gene Ontology annotation, biological process: potassium ion transmembrane transport; protein homooligomerization. The transcript has 3 exons. Gene Ontology annotation, cellular component: voltage-gated potassium channel complex; membrane. NCBI's taxonomy places the organism in Eukaryota, Metazoa, Chordata, Actinopteri, Cypriniformes, Cyprinidae. Gene Ontology annotation, molecular function: protein binding; delayed rectifier potassium channel activity. The record is from RefSeq and is a predicted model, not a curated record.